Oryza brachyantha (malo sina) is the source of this 3545-nucleotide messenger RNA. RefSeq names its product L-arabinokinase-like. Gene Ontology annotation, molecular function: ATP binding. The coding region runs from base 146 to 3115 and encodes 989 amino acids. The record is from RefSeq and is a predicted model, not a curated record. The transcript is spliced from 27 exons. NCBI's taxonomy places the organism in Eukaryota, Viridiplantae, Streptophyta, Magnoliopsida, Poales, Poaceae.
AGGGACGGGUAGCAGCACUGCACAUCACAGGAGCACAGUGACCACAAUCGCUCUCGGAUUGGUUGCAGUUAUUCCAUCACAAGAGAAGAAGCAAGCGAGAAUCCCAUCCCAUCCAUUUCUCCGGAUCCAUACACACACCGGCGCCAUGCCGCCGGCGGGAGAGGCCGCCGCCCCCUCGCCGCCGCCGCCGCGCCGCCUCGUCUUCGCCUUCUACCUCACCGGCCAUGGCUUCGGCCACGCCACCCGCGCCAUCGAGGUGGCGCGGCACCUGAUCGCGGCGGGCCACCAGGUGCACGUGGCCACGGCGGUGCCGGAGUUCGUCUUCACCGCCGAGCUGCGCUCCCCGGCCCUCCACAUCCGCAGGGCCGUCCUCGACUGCGGCGCCGUCCAGACCGACGCCCUCACCGUCGACCCCCUCGCCUCCCUCGACAAGUACCAUGAGACGGCGGUGGUGCCGCGCGAAUCCAUCCUGACGACCGAGGCUGAGUGGCUCACCUCCAUCAAGGCAGACCUAGUGAUCUCGGAUGUUGUUCCUAUGGCGUGCAGGGUGGCUGCAGAUGUUGGUAUUCCAUCGGCUUGCAUUGGGAAUUUUAGUUGGGACUACAUAUAUGCAGAAUAUAUUGUGGCAUCUGGCGAUCAUCACCGUUCUAUUGUCUGGCAGAUAGCGGAGGAUUAUGCUCAUUGUGAUCUCUUACUUCGACUACCUGGAUACUGCCCUAUGCUGGCUUUCCGUGAUGUCACUGAUGUGCCUCUUGUGGUAAGAGGACUGCGCAGAUCUAGACCAGAGGUGAGGAAGGAACUUGGAAUAGAAGCAAAUACGAAGGUGGUGGUUUUUAAUUUUGGGGGACAGCCAUCUGGAUGGAACCUGAAGCAAGAAUGGCUGCCUGAUGGCUGGAUCUGUUUGGUCUGUGGUGCAUCUGAUUCUCAAGAGGUUCCUCCAAACUUCAUUAAGCUUGCAAAAGAUGCUUACACACCUGAUGUUAUGGCAGCAUCUGACUGCAUGCUUGGGAAAAUUGGAUAUGGAACUGCAAGUGAGGCUUUGGCCUACAAGCUGCCAUUUAUCUUUGUCCGCAGAGAUUAUUUCAAUGAAGAGCCAUUUUUGCGGAAUUUACUUGAGCACUACCAGAACAGUAUCGAAAUGACCAGACGGGAUUUCCUUAAUGGGCACUGGAAACCUUAUCUCCUCCGUGCUCUUACACUUCAACCAUGCUAUGAUGGUGCAACCAAUGGCGGUGAGGUGGCUGCACGAAUCCUCCAGGACACUGCUGUUGGGAAGAAGUGUAUUUCUGACAAAUUUAAUGGAGCAAGACGAUUGCAAGAUGCCAUAGUGUUAGGUUAUCAACUACAAAGGGCUUCAGGGAGAGAUGUAGCAAUUCCUGACUGGUAUUCUCUUUCCGAGACAGAAGUUGGUGUCUGUCCAAUCUCAAGAAAAACUAAAACAAAAGAAAACACAGAAUCAUGUUUUGAAGACUUUGAGAUACUUCAUGGGGAUAUGCAAGGAUUACCAGACACCAUGGCCUUUUUGAAGAGCUUAUCUGAACUUAAUCAAAUUGAGUUAAAGAGUAACAAGAAGCAACCUGGAGAGAGAAUUGCUGCAUCUGUGCUCUUUGACUGGGAGGAGGAAAUGUAUAUAGCAAGGGCACCUGGUCGUUUAGAUGUCAUGGGUGGCAUUGCAGACUAUUCAGGAAGUCUAGUCUUGCAGCUGCCCCUUCGGGAAGCCUGUCAUGUUGCUGUACAGAGGAACCACCCAAGUAAUCAGAAGCUAUUGGAGCAUACACAAGCAAGACAGCUUGAGAAUGGAGGCACGGGACCUGUGGUACAAAUAGUAUCAUUUGGGUCUGAAUUGAGUAAUCGUUCACCAACUUUUGAUAUGAAUCUGUCAGAUUUGAUGGAUCGUGACAAGCCAAUAUCCUAUAAAAAUGCCAGAGAAUAUUUUUGUGGAAACCCUUCCCAGAAAUGGGCUGCUUAUGUUGCUGGAACAAUUCUGGUGUUGAUGACUGAGCUAGAUGUGAAGUUUAAUGACAGCAUGAGCAUUCUGGUUUCGUCUGAUGUGCCCGAAGGCAAAGGUGUUUCUUCUUCUGCAUCAGUGGAGGUUGCAACUAUGGCUGCCGUUGCAGCUGCCUAUGGUCUAAACAUUGCUCCAAGGGACCUCGCGUUGCUUUGUCAGAAGGUUGAGAAUCAUGUUGUCGGAGCUCCUUGCGGAGUAAUGGACCAAAUGACAUCUGCUUGUGGAGAAGCUAACAAACUCCUUGCAAUGGUUUGCCAGCCUGCAGAAGUGAAGGAAUUGGUUGCCAUUCCUACUCAUAUGCGGUUUUGGGGUCUGGACUCAGGGAUACGGCAUAGUGUCGGCGGGGGAGAUUAUGGAUCUGUAAGGGUAGGCACUUACAUGGGACGAAAGAUGAUCAAGUGUGCUGCAUCUGACUUAGCUUCAGAAUCUUCAAUCUCUGAUGCUCCUGUUCAAUCUAACGACUAUAAACAAAAUGCCAUAGAUCUACUAAAAUCUGAAGCUUCCCUGGAGUAUUUGUGCAACAUGCCACCUCACAGAUAUGAAGCUGUUUAUGCAAAAGAUAUUCCAGAGGUAAUUACUGGAGAUACAUUUUUGGAGAAAUAUGGAGAUCAUGAUGAUACAGUAACAUCAAUUGACCCUAAAAGAGAUUACAGCGUGAAGGCUCCUACCAGACAUCCCAUAUAUGAAAAUUUCCGAGUUGAGACCUUCAAAGCACUGUUAGAAGCAGCUAAUACCGAUGAGCAAUUGUCAGCCCUUGGAGAACUUAUGUACCAGUGCCACUACAGCUAUAACGCAUGUGGUCUUGGUUCUGAUGGGACUGAUCAUCUAGUUAAUCUGGUACAAGAAAUGCAGCACAGAAAGAUGUCACAAGGUGAAAGUCCAAGUCUAUUUGGUGCUAAGAUUACUGGCGGAGGUUCUGGCGGCUCAGUUUGCGUCAUGGGGAAAAACUGCCCCAAAAGCAGUGAAGAGAUUGUGGAGAUUCAGCAAAGGUACCAGGCAGCUACUGGCUACCUACCAAUCCUGUUCGACGGAUCAUCCCCAGGUGCUGGCAAAUUCGGCUAUCUGAAGAUCCGACGACGACGGUCGUCACCACUUGCUGCCAAAUGAAGACACUGGCUUUCAGUUUGUCGUGCAACUCUGUUGUCGAGGUGUUUCAUCGAGACAACCGUCGAUCGAAUCAUGCGUUAUCCUGUGAACUGCAGUCGUUCCUUCAUUGAUUCUAUCCCGUGGUAAAAAGCUCCUUUCUGGGGCACAGCCGUUGCAAUUUGUAGAUUUGUUAAACAGCUCCAUUUUGGGUCAGCCAAUUCGUGUGCUACCAGAUUCGUAUGCUGUUUCCAGUUUAUUCACCGGUCUAUUGAAACGGAUUAUAAAAAUGCGUUUUCUUGAAAAUGAACUUUUUUCUGUUAUAUUGCUUAGACCACUUAUUUGUUAAUUUAUGUUUCAAAAUAUCAAAUGUAUCCUUACAAAUAAAUUGAUAAUCUGCGGUUGUAAUAAUCUAAGUGAAAUAGAAACAAGGUGCAACGUUUUGAGACGAGUU